AUGGCGAUCCCCCCCUGCUUGGCUGUGUCUCCGUCUCAGGCGCGCUUUCCUCAUCGUACCGAUUGUUUCACAGAAGGCCUCGUGCUGAAUGGCAGCGAGGUCUUGGAGUCAUGCGGCCUCACCGGCAAGUCCGUCUUGAGGCGCUAUGACCUGUCGAGUGGCCAGACCAAGAAGGAGGUGCAUCUGGAUGCAAAGUAUUUUGGCGAGGGCACAGUUGAGCUGGGCAGCUCGUUGUUCGUGUUGACUUACAAGCACAAAGAGAUGCUUGAGUAUGAUCGCGAGACACUCAAAGUCAAGAGGGUCCACCCCUUUCCCUACGGGGAGGGCUGGGGCCUCACCACAGAUGGCUGUGAUUUGCUUGCAACCACCGGCUCCCCAUACCUGUAUCGAUUACGCAGGGCUGCGGAUGGGGAAUUUACACUGGUGAACAAGGUCCUAGUGAAGCGCGACGGCAGAAGCCUGCGCAUGCUCAACGAGAUUGAGUAUGUCACGCCGAAGCUCUGGGUGAAUGAGUGGAUCACAAACCGGAUUUGGAGGGUAGAUCCCAUCUCGGGUGUAUGUGAGACGUAUAUCGACAUCGGACAGCUUCACAGCUGGCGAGGGCAGGCGACACCCAACGGCAUCGCAUAUUCUCCAGCCUUUGGGAAGGAGAUCCUUCUGGUCACUGGCAAGCUAUGGCCACAGAUCUUUUCUUUGCGUAUGACUGCUGCGAACCUCUGUGGUGACCAGCCGCUGGAUUUGCAUUGCGCACAGGCACCGCCAUCAGCGUGCUAUGAACCGGCGCCAACGGCCAUGGCAUCCACGGCGGCCGCGGUGGUUUCCACAACGGCGAAGAUCGCUGAGACUCCAGCCUUUACCACGCCGGCGCUUUCCACGAGGAUGACCCCGACCGUGCAGCCGGAAAAGACCUCGACUUCCAAGACUGGCUUCUUCAGCUUCUUCAGUGCGACUCCAGCACCCAUGACCGCGAUGCCCAAGCUCCCCUCUGGCUUCAGCACUGCCUUGAGCCUUUUGGGUGCUUUGAUGUUUGUCUCUGCUUUCGCAUCCGGCCUGUUGCUCCGCUACAUGCGGCGACGUCAGCGAGACACGCUGCAUCGUCAGGUGGAGUCCGAAUCCGACGGAGGAUGA
This is a messenger RNA of Symbiodinium natans, 1128 nucleotides long. The record is from the annotation of a GenBank genome assembly. Lineage: Eukaryota; Dinophyceae; Suessiales; Symbiodiniaceae.